AUGGCAUCCCCGCCUCCCAGCGAGGUCGUCAGACCGAUUGAAACGUUCCUUCAACCUACCGAAUCCGACGCCAAUGAUCCAACCAUUCCUCACUCGGCGACUUCUUCUGCAAGCCACAUCCAUCAGGAUAGCGGCACAGUCAAGAAGCUCUCCGCAAUCCAAGCAAUCCGCAAAUGGCCCUGGAUAUCAGCCUGGCAACUCGCCCUUUCGUCAGGCAUUAUCCUCACCGGCUUUGACCUCAGCAUCGUUUCCAACGUGGCAUCCCUGCCCGCCUUCCAAGUUCAGUUCGGCACGCUCUACGGUGACAAAUACAUCCUUCCAGCCCUUUGGCUCGGCUUUUGGAACGCCUCAAUUCCGAUCGGCGCCAUCGUUGGUGCCCUCGCCGCAGGCCUGCUUCAAGAUGUCGUGGGACGUCGAGCCGCCGUGGCUGCCGCUAGUCUCCUCUCGGCCGCCUGCGUCGCUGCGGCUUUCUUUUCUGACAAGGCGGGCGUGAUCGAUGCACAGCGAGGCGUGUUUCUCGUAGCCAAGACAGUCCAAGGUUUCGCCGCCGGCAUGAUGCUCUGCACCGUCGAGACGUGGCAAUCCGAGGUUCUCCCGCCGGCGCUCCGCGGGCCUGGCAUCGCACUUUACCCCAUCUUUACGCUACUCGGACAGCUUGUCGGCGCCGUCGUCGUCCAGUCCGUCCUCGAGGUCAAGUACAUGGUCAACUACCGGCUCGCCUUAGCAACACAGUGGCCCUUUACCGCCAUACCACUCGUUGUCGCCCUUCUGAUGCCGGAGAGCCCGCCUUGGCUUGUGCGGAUGGGCCGUUUGGAUGCUGCGCGCAAAAGUCUGACACGACUGGGGUCUACAAGGGACGAUGGCAGCAUUGAUGCUGAGCUGGAAGGCUUGAAGCGCAUCAUCGAGCUUGAGCGCGAACAAAGCGACAACAGAAAGGUGGGAUACAUCGAGUGCUUCAAAGGGACAGACAACCGCCGCUCGUGGAUCAUUCUAUUUGCGCGGGUCAUCCCAACAUUCUUCGGCCUUCCACUCUUCUCCACUGCCAGCUACUUCCUCCAAGUCCUCAACGUCCCGCCACGCCUCAGCCUGCUCUUCACGCUCAUCGGCGUCGUCAUAGGGCUGUUCGCAAACUUUGCCAGCUUCUGGACGCUCACCACGUUCGGCCGCCGACCACUCAUCACCGCCACCAUGGCCUUUGCGGCGGUCAUGUGGGCCUCGAUCGGCAUCGCCGGUUGCUACCCAUCGACGCUUCCGGCCGUGCAAUGGUACGUCAUCGUGGCCAUGAUAAUCACCAUCUCGGUGGUCGGCGUGGCGGCCUGGCCCGCCUCGCACGUCGUGGCCGUCGAGGCGUCGUCGCUCCGCCUCCGUGCACGCAGCCAGGGCAUUGCCGGCGUCGCGGCGAACCUCGUCAUGGGCGUCAUCAGCAUCGUCCUCCCUUACAUCUACAACCAGGACCAGGGCAACGGCGGCGCGCGCGUCGGGUUCCUCUUUGCGUUCCUCUGUCUGGUUGGCACUGUGCUGUCGUGGUUAUUCAUCCCCGAGAUGAAGGACCGCACCGUUGAGGCCGUGGAUGCCAUGUUUGAGCUGCAGCUGCCAGCGCGGGCGUUUGCGACGUGGCGCCGCGACGGAGACGAGGAGCGCGAUGAUCGGGAGAAGACCCCUGGCGCUGAGGAGCGCGAAGCUCAGGAGACGGCCGGGAAAAUGUGA
Messenger RNA from Pyricularia pennisetigena, 1707 nucleotides. RefSeq lists its product as uncharacterized. Gene Ontology annotation, molecular function: carbohydrate:proton symporter activity. The record is from RefSeq and is a predicted model, not a curated record. Lineage: Eukaryota; Fungi; Ascomycota; Sordariomycetes; Magnaporthales; Pyriculariaceae. The transcript has a single exon. The coding region runs from base 1 to 1707 and encodes 568 amino acids. Gene Ontology annotation, biological process: transmembrane transport; carbohydrate transport. Gene Ontology annotation, cellular component: membrane.